Molecule: messenger RNA, 480 nt
Organism: Papaver somniferum (opium poppy)
Lineage: Eukaryota; Viridiplantae; Streptophyta; Magnoliopsida; Ranunculales; Papaveraceae
Exons: 1
Coding region: 1-480 (159 amino acids)
Source: RefSeq, a predicted model, not a curated record
AUGAUUAUUACAGGUGAUGAUUUGAAUGGGAUAGUUCGUCUAAAAGAACAGUUACACCAACAGUUUGGGAUGAAAGAUUUAGGUCUGUUGCGAUAUUUUCUUGGUAUCGAGGUUGCUUCAUCUCCAAAAGGUUAUCUUCUUUCACAGUCUAAGUAUGUUAGUGAUAUUCUUAAAAAGGCUCGCAUUUCUGAUACUGAUCCAGUUGACACACCCUUUGAGAUGAAUGCUAGAUAUACUAAUACUGAUAGUGUUCUCUUGGAUAUAUAUAGAACCAUUGUUGGAAGCCUAGUUUACCUCACUAUUACGCGACCUGAUAUUGUGUAUGCAGUUCAUAUUGUUAGUCAGUUUGUUUCUUCACCUACUACUAUACAUUGGGCAGCUGUUAUGCGUAUUUUGAGAUCUCUCCGGGGAACUCAGUAUCAGAGUUUGUCAUUCCCUUCAUCUUCUUCAUCAAGUUUUACACUUCUGAGGUUUUUCUGA